Molecule: messenger RNA, 711 nt
Organism: Paraphaeosphaeria sporulosa
Lineage: Eukaryota; Fungi; Ascomycota; Dothideomycetes; Pleosporales; Didymosphaeriaceae
Exons: 1
Coding region: 170-538 (122 amino acids)
Source: RefSeq, a predicted model, not a curated record
AUACCGCCGCAAUACCCUGGCGCGCGGAAUUGUACUGGGUGGGGCCAGACAAGGCGCAUAACGUGAGGUUGUGAGCUUAUGACGGUGCUGCACUUGUAGUCCAGUGACCCUCCCUGAUGACUAACCAAUUACUCGCGUCUAAACUUCCAGAUUGGUCAGGAUCCGGGCCAUGUUCUGCCGCUGCUCUACUGCUCGUGCAGGGCUGCAGGACAGACUCGUCUGCCAGAUUACAAUCAGGCACGAUGGAGGUUGCUUACCACAACCAAGUCAUGGGAAGACGGUAUUGCCUUGGUCAACUGGCGAACGGAAGUUCCCAUUGCCAGAAGAGGCGCGCAAUCUCAAAGCCAACAAGAACCGACUCCUGUUCCAACCGCGCUUCCAUUACAGCGCAAGGAAUUGGCUAGACGGUUCCAACUUUUCAAUCAAUUCAGCUGGCAUUCUUUCCCCCUGUGCUUGCGUUUUUUUCUCAUAUUGGUACCAUUGGGACAGACUGCCACGAAAUGUUAGGUGGAUUUCUAGCGCCCAACUAUUCCUCUAGUAGCUAUAUGUAUUUUCUGCUUUUGUAUCUUUACAGCUUGGGACUGAGUCCGGCGUGCAUAUUCACAGUUGUACCUACAGUAAAGCCGCUACGAAAAGUACAAGUUUCCACAGCUAUGUCCUCGAUCUGAUAAGCUCCCGCCCAUCUGAUAACCCGCCCCCACUAACGCCUGC